Molecule: messenger RNA, 438 nt
Organism: Mus caroli (Ryukyu mouse)
Lineage: Eukaryota; Metazoa; Chordata; Mammalia; Rodentia; Muridae
Source: RefSeq, a predicted model, not a curated record
UUAGUUUACUCUUGACCUUCAGGCCUGUUCUCAGUCCCUGGACUAUGUCUGAUGACAAUGGGAUCUGGUGACAACUGCAAAACCAAGAUACUCCUUCCAGAUAAAUUCGAUUACCUGCUCUAUGGGAGCCUGGGACUGGGAGGGCUCCUCCUCCUGCUUGUCAUCAUCCUGUUCACCUGCCUGUGCCGGUUCAGUCAGAGAGUGAAGAGACUGGAAAGGAAUGCCCAGGUCUCAGGGCAGGAGCCCCACUAUGCAUCUCUCCAGCAGCUGCCAGUGUCCAGUAGUAUUAUCGCAGACAUGAAAGAAGACCCCAGCACUGACUAUGCCUGCAUCGCCAGGAGCACACCCACUUGAGUGCCCCCAAAAGCUCUCCUCGCCCUGGGUGCGUGCUCAGUCACACUAUGUUUAUCUAGUAAAGUCUGGUUCCCCACUUCUGCA